Molecule: messenger RNA, 3474 nt
Organism: Protobothrops mucrosquamatus (brown spotted pit viper)
Lineage: Eukaryota; Metazoa; Chordata; Lepidosauria; Squamata; Viperidae
Gene: RASGRF2
Product: Ras protein specific guanine nucleotide releasing factor 2
Exons: 27
Coding region: 1-3474 (1157 amino acids)
Biological process (GO): Ras protein signal transduction; positive regulation of GTPase activity
Cellular component (GO): plasma membrane
Molecular function (GO): protein binding; guanyl-nucleotide exchange factor activity
Source: RefSeq, a predicted model, not a curated record
AUGGACUUGCAGAUGCUUAUGUUUUAUCCAUACCAAGCGCAGUUUUAUUAUUUCACAGUCCUCUUUGGCCAUGAAGGGCAGAAGCCUCUUGAGCUCCGUUGUGAGGAAGAAGCAGAUGGAGAAGAGUGGGUGGAGGCUAUUCAGCAAGCCAGCUAUUCAGAUAUCCUGAUUGAGAGGGAAGUAUUAAUGCAAAAAUAUAUCCAUCUAGUUCAAAUUGUAGAGACAGAAAAGAUUUCAGCAAAUCAGCUACGUCAUCAGCUUGAAGAUCAAGACACAGAAAUUGAAAGGCUUAAAUCAGAGAUUGUAGCUCUCAAUAAAACAAAAGAACGAAUGAGACCAUAUCAAGGCAAUCAAGAAGAAGAAGAUCCAGAUAUUAAAAAGAUUAAAAAGGUUCAGAGCUUUAUGCGUGGUUGGUUGUGUAGAAGAAAAUGGAAGACAAUUGUUCAAGAUUAUAUUUGUUCUCCACAUGCAGAAAGUAUGCGAAAAAGAAACCAAAUAGUUUUCAACAUGGUUGAGGCAGAAUCUGAAUAUGUGCAUCAACUUUAUAUCCUUGUGAAUUGUUUUCUAAGGCCCUUAAGAAUGGCUGCAAGUUCAAAGAAACCACCUAUUAGUCAUGAUGAUGUUAGCAGCAUCUUCCUCAACAGUGAAACUAUAAUGUUCCUUCAUGAAAUAUUUCAUCAAGGAUUAAAAGCAAGAAUAGCAAACUGGCCUACCUUAAUUUUAGCUGAUUUAUUUGAUAUUCUUUUACCAAUGCUGAAUAUAUAUCAAGAAUUUGUUAGAAAUCACCAGUAUAGCCUACAGGUGCUGGCAAACUGCAAGCAGAACAGAGAUUUUGACAAACUCUUAAAGCAAUAUGAAUCCAACACUGCAUGUGAAGGCAGAAUGCUUGAAACAUUCCUUACCUACCCUAUGUUUCAGAUUCCUAGAUAUAUUAUCACCCUUCAUGAACUUCUAGCUCAUACACCACAUGAACACGUGGAAAGGAAAAGCCUUGAGUUUGCUAAAUCUAAACUGGAAGAACUUUCAAGAAUAAUGCACGAUGAAGUGAGUGAAACAGAAAAUAUACGGAAAAAUCUUGCAAUAGAAAGAAUGAUAGUAGAAGGUUGUGACAUAUUAUUGGACACCAGCCAGACUUUUAUACGACAAGGAACUCUUAUUCAAGUCCCAUCAGUUGAGAGGGGAAAACUUAGUAAAGUUCGCCUGGGAUCAUUGUCUUUGAAAAAAGAAGGAGAAAGGCAAUGUUUUCUAUUUACAAAGCACUUUUUAAUUUGUACAAGGAGCUCUGGAGGAAAGUUGCAUCUACUUAAGGCAGGAGGCGUCCUUUCACUAAUAGAAUGCACACUGAUUGAGGAAACUGAUAUGAAUGAUGAUGAAUCGAAAAGUUCUGGGCAAGUAUUUGGGCACCUUGACUUCAAAAUUGUGGUAGAUCCUGCAGGUGCACCUCCAUUUACAGUGGUCCUUUUAGCCCCUUCGCGGCAGGAAAAAGCAGCAUGGACCAGUGACAUUAGUCAGUGUGUUGACAACAUACGGUGCAAUGGUUUAAUGACAAUAGUAUUUGAAGAAAAUUCCAAAGUCACUGUGCCACAUAUGAUCAAGUCUGAUGCCCGUCUUCAUAAUGAUGACAUUGACAUCUGCUUCAGCAAAACUCUGAACUCCUGCAAAGUACCACAGAUUCGUUAUGCAAGUGUUGAACGCCUUUUGGAAAGACUAACAGACUUGAGAUUUCUCAGUAUUGAUUUUCUUAAUACUUUCCUACAUACUUACCGCAUAUUUACUAAUGCAACAGUUGUACUGGAAAAACUGUCUGAUAUUUACAAACGGCCUUUCACCUCAAUCCCUGUCAGGUCUUUGGAACUGUUUUUUGCUACUAAUCAAAACAAUAGAGAACAUAUGGCUGAUGCAAAGUCGCCACACCUCUGCCGCAAGUUUUCUUCCCCUCCACCUUUAUCUCUCUCUAGGACAUCUUCACCUGUUAGAACAAGAAAAUUAUCAUUAAAUUCUCCACUAAAUUCAAGAAUAGGAGCAUUAGAUCUAUCUGCUUCUUCUGUUAGCAGUCCUACCUCAACAUACAGCCCUGGAACAUCAUCACCACCCAUGUCAACUAAAGUGCCACUGGAUCUAAGCAAAAGCCCUUCAUCUCCAGAGCAAAGCCCUGGUUUCUCAGAAGACAAUUCCGAAAAUCCACGCAAUGAGCUUUGCAAUAAGCUACGAAGAAGUAUUCGAAGAGCAGGAGUUUUGGAAUCUGUACCAGUUGAUCAUCCUAUCCCAGAAAGUGCCUCAACAGUAGAUCCUCCUGAGCUGUCUCCAUGCAGAUCCCCUUCAACUCCACGACAUCUACGUUACCGGCAGACAGGAGUACAGGUGACUGACAAUGGUCAUUGUUCUGUUUCUCCUGCUUCUGCUUUUGCUAUUGCUACAGCUGCAGCUGGUCAUGGAAGUCCACCAGGAUUUAACAAUUCUGAACGAACAUGGGAUAAGGAGUUCAUAAUAUGUCGUGCAGCCACUAAUCGUGUCCUGAAUGUCCUUCGCCACUGGGUGUCAAAACAUUCUCAGGAUUUUGAAUUAAAUAAUGAAUUGAAGAUGAGUGUUCUUAAUCUACUAGAAGAGGUUUUGAGAGACCCUGACCUUUUGCCACAAGAAAGGAAAGCUACAGCAAAUAUCCUUAGGACACUUUCUCAGGAGGAUCAAGAUGACACACACUUAAAAAUAGAAGAUAUAAUGCAGAUGCUAGAGUGUCCAAAACCAGAAUGCUUUGAAACAUUAUCAGCGAUGGAACUUGCUGAACAAAUAACUCUCUUAGAUCACAUUGUCUUCAGAAGCAUACCUUAUGAAGAAUUUCUUGGGCAGGGUUGGAUGAAAUUGGAUAAAAAUGAUAGAACACCUUACAUUAUGAAAACCAGCCAACAUUUUAACGAUAUGAGCAACCUUGUAGCAUCCCAAAUUAUGAAUUACACUGAUAUCAGUUCCCGUGCUAAUACCAUUGAGAAAUGGGUUGCAGUGGCAGAUAUUUGCCGAUGUAUGCACAACUACAAUGGUGUCCUUGAAAUCACAUCAGCCUUGAACAGAAGUGCAAUCUACAGACUAAAGAAAACCUGGGCAAAGGUUUCUAAACAAACUAAAGCUCUUAUGGAUAAACUUCAAAAGAUUGUGUCAUCUGAGGGAAGAUUUAAAAAUCUGAGAGAAACACUCAAGAAUUGCAACCCUCCUUCGGUGCCAUAUCUUGGGAUGUACCUCACAGAUCUGGCUUUUAUUGAAGAAGGAACACCAAACUUUACUGAAGAAGGCCUCGUCAAUUUUUCUAAAAUGCGAAUGAUAUCGCAUAUUAUCAGGGAAAUACGUCAAUUCCAACAGGCUUCCUAUCGAAUAGACCAUCAACAAAAGGUCACUCAGUACUUGUUGGACAAAAGCCUCAUCAUAGAUGAGGACACACUGUACGAACUAUCUCUAAAAAUUGAGCCCAGACUGCCAGCCUGA